Saccharomyces cerevisiae S288C is the source of this 1006-nucleotide messenger RNA. Lineage: Eukaryota; Fungi; Ascomycota; Saccharomycetes; Saccharomycetales; Saccharomycetaceae. The record is from the annotation of a RefSeq genome assembly.
AUGCCUUAUCACUAUUUAUUUUUGGCACUCUUCACCUACCUGGCCACGUCCAAUGUUGUUUCAGGAAGUACACAAGCAUGCCUGCCAGUGGGCCCGAGGAAAAAUGGGAUGAAUGUCAACUUUUAUAAAUACUCAUUACUGGAUUCAACAACGUAUUCCUACCCGCAAUAUAUGACUUCUGGAUAUGCCUCGAAUUGGAAUUAGGUUCCGUUGGCGGACAGACGGAUUUCUCAAUUGACUACGAUCUUUCUUGUGUUAUCUCUUCAGGAACUUUUAAAUGUGCUCAAUCAGAUGCUUAUGGAAACUGGGGAUGCAGAGGUCAUAGUGAAUGUUCAAAAUAGCCAAGAAAGACCUAUUGGAGUACUGAUUUACUUGGUUUCUUACUAUCCCAAAAAACGCUACUCUAGAAAUGACAGGUUACUUUUUACCACCACAAACAAGUUCUUACACGUUCAGGUUUGCUAAGGUCGAUGACUCUGCAAUUCUAUCAGUCGGUGGUAACGUUGCGUUCGAAUGUUGUGCACAAGAACAACCUCCAAUUACAUCGACGGAUUUUACAAUCAAUGGUAUUAAGCCAUGGCAAGGAAGUUUGCCUGAUAACAUCGGAGGGACUGUCUACAUGUAUGCAGGCUACUAUUAUCCGCUGAAGGUUGUUUACUCCAAUGCCGUUUCCUGGGGCACGCUUCCAAUUAGCGUGGAAUUGCCUGAUGGUACUACUGUUAGUGAUGACUUUGAAGGGUACGUUUACUCUUUUGACGAUGAUUUAAGUCAGUCAAAUUGUACUAUCCCUGAUCCUUCAAAACAUACUACUAGCAUCGUCACAACUACUACCGAACUGUGGACUGGUACUUUUACUUCUACAUCUACUGAAAUGACCACCGUCACCGGUACUAAUGGUCAACCAACUGACGAAACCGUUAUUGUUGCCAAAGCUCCAACCACUGCCACCUCAUCCAGUUUGUCAUCAUCUUCUUCAGAACAAAUCACCAGCUCUAUCACGUCUUAG